This is a messenger RNA of Dermochelys coriacea (leatherback sea turtle), 2187 nucleotides long. RefSeq names its product calcium homeostasis modulator protein 5-like. The record is from RefSeq and is a predicted model, not a curated record. Lineage: Eukaryota; Metazoa; Chordata; Testudines; Dermochelyidae. Gene Ontology annotation, molecular function: monoatomic cation channel activity. The transcript has 2 exons. The coding region runs from base 3 to 932 and encodes 309 amino acids.
ACAUGGACGGUAUCCAAACCAUUCUGAAAUUCCUUAUUAACCAGAAAACUGCCAUUGGUUACAGUUUUAUGGCUCUACUGACAGUGGGAAGCGAACGUUUAUUUUCUCUCAUUGCUUUCAAGUGUCCCUGCAGCAAUGAAAACUUCAUCUAUGGUUUGGUAUUUCUCUUUGCCCCAGCCUGGAUGUUGCUAGUUAUUGGGUAUUUCCUGAAUAGCAGGAUGUGGAAACUUUUCACAGGCUGCUGUUUGAAUCCCAGGAAAAUAUUCCCCAAAGGGAACAGCUGCCGUUUCUUUUAUAUCUUUGGACAAAUCACCUUAGAUGUUCUGAUAGCUCCCGUGAUGUGGCUUUCUGUGGCUUUGCUCAAUGGAACUUUUUAUGAAUGUGCCAUGAGUGGCUUGAAAUAUCCAGGGUACUUAAACACGCUCUGCAAUAACAAAUCUGUCAAGUGCUGGGAAGAGCUGAACAAAGUAGCUUGUGGCAAAACCACCAUGUCCUCUUCGGAGAGUGAGGAAUUAAAACUGACGCUUCAAGCUCAGUCUCAGGUUCUAGGGUGGUGCAUCAUAGUCACUACAGCUCUUUUGUCUCUGUUAACCACCUGUUGUGCCAGGUGCCAAUCUAAAAUCAGCCACCUCCAAAUGAAGUUCUGGAGGAUCUACAUAGAGAAGGAGAGAGAACAAUUGGAACAACUUUUCCAGCUAUAUUCUACCAAACUCAGUGAACGAAACCUGACGAGCUUUUUUGAGAACAAAGAACCAGAUGCCUUUCCUAUGCCUACCUUCCAGGCAUGGGAAGACGCUUCUCAACUCUACUCUUUCAACAGCAGUGAGCAGCACUACAGCACCCUUCAUAGACUGGUCGAAGAUGGCAAGAAAGACAUCAGUGAGGAAAGAGAGACAAUGCUGGACUUCGUAGAUGGACAGGAAAUAGUAUAGCUAACGGCCAUGUUCAGUCUUUUUAAAUAUUUUGCUAAUGUGAUUUAAUUUUAACAGUCUUAAUCUUUAUAUUUUGCUGAUAGUGGCCUCUCUUUCUCCAUACUUUCUUUCUCUCCCAACCAGUGGCAGGCAUCUAUGAGUGCAACGCACACAUUGCAUGCCCAACCAACUGUGCGCCAUCCAACUGGCAACCCAAAUCCAACCUGUGAGAUGAUUCCGGUCCGGCCCCAAAAAUGGCAUCCUCUGCACACCGUGACCUUGCACACACCAUAUAUGUGAGGUCAUGCUGCAUAAAGGGUGCCAUUUUGGACUGCCUAUGGCAUGCAAGUGAGUUGUUGCAUCAUGCCAUACUAAAACUGUCAUGGCACAUCAUCGUUCCCAACUAUAUGCCUGCUCAAGAAAGGUGGAAAAAAGUUCUUCUGUGCUUCAGACUCCUAAUCCAAACCUCACUGGAGUCAAUGGGAAUCUUUCAGUUGACUUCAGUGGGCUUUAGAUCAGGCCCCAACAGUAUAAAGAAUUCAGCAUAGAUUCUGAUAAGAUGAUUUGUUCAAUGUCAACAAAUGGAAUAGUUCUUUGUGUACAACAUAUAGCAUCUCAUAUCAUUUAAAUGAAGAAAAUAUCAAAAGUGGCUAUUUAAUUUAAAUAAUGCAUCAUUAUUUUUUUCCCAUUGAAAGUCUGGGAAUCCUUCCUUUGUAAUGGUAGAAAGCUCCCAUUUCUGCUUCUGGAGGGUUCUGCAAUGUUGGACUUAAAUAUGUCAUUGGUGCAGGAAUGUAGAAUCUUGUCUGUUGUUGGCCUUGGUCCAGUGGAAAACUGAAGGGGUCAGAGGAAAUUCCACAUAUAUAGAGAACAAAAUAUUUUUGUGGCAGGCUCAUUUUAUUGAGUGUCUGCAGCUGCUAAAAUUUUGGAAAGUUAAAAUAAAUCUGGGGUGAGAUAAAUUAACAGUCAGAGUACAGGUGAGGUGACUGUGGUAUCAAGGUUCUAAUAAGUGCAUUAAUCACAUAGCUCUGUGAUUUCUCAUAAGGAUUUUGAAUUCAGAACAUGGGUCCCAACCACAUUUUCCCUUCUCCAGAGCUUUUAGAAAUAUUGUAAAAACUGAAUGCAAAGCAGCCAUCAAGCUCUUUUCCCUUGGGUGACUGGCAGGCUUUUAUGUAGCAUGUUACCAUCAAUCUCCCCGAUCAUGAAAGAGAUCAUAUUUUUGCAUAGAUGAACUGUUUUUAUAUCAGGUUUCAGAGUGGUAGCCGUGUUUGUCUGUAUA